Micromonas pusilla CCMP1545 is the source of this 237-nucleotide messenger RNA. RefSeq lists its product as uncharacterized. The record is from RefSeq and is a predicted model, not a curated record. NCBI's taxonomy places the organism in Eukaryota, Viridiplantae, Chlorophyta, Mamiellophyceae, Mamiellales, Mamiellaceae. Bases 1 to 237 code for a protein of 78 amino acids. The transcript has a single exon.
AUGGGAUGCUGCGGCUCGAAACAGGCGAAGGAGCCGCCCGGGGCGUACGAGGCGCGACGAGAGCAGAUGCUCGCGGCCGCGUCGAAGCGGAACGCGGAGAACGAGAUGCGAGGGAUCAGGAACCCGAAGGCCGCGGCGAAGCUGCGCGAGGCGCAAUCGAACAGGAGUGAAUCGCAGCGAGGAUGGAGCGCGGCGGAGGACCGGCGGCAGGAGAGCAUCGCGAAGGAUUGGAACUGA